This is a messenger RNA of Cryptomeria japonica (Japanese cedar), 1624 nucleotides long. Its product is annotated as FCS-Like Zinc finger 14. The transcript is spliced from 2 exons. Lineage: Eukaryota; Viridiplantae; Streptophyta; Pinopsida; Cupressales; Cupressaceae. The record is from RefSeq and is a predicted model, not a curated record. The coding region runs from base 373 to 1221 and encodes 282 amino acids.
UAUUUGGGCAGAGUUUGUUGCAGGAAAGCUUAUAAUUAGAAGCCAGGACGUUGGAACCCAACAAUACCCGAUUGAUUCAAUCGCCCAAUCAAUCAAUCCCCUCAUUUUGAUCUACACGACUUACAACACAGUAGAAUCCUCUGGAGUUGGAAGGUUUAGGGCAGCUCCGAGGAUCUGAUAGGUGAAAUACUGAGAAUUUUCUGUUGUGACAUUGGUUUUUUCUGGUGUGGAUUUAUUAGUGAGGGGUCUGGUCUUGGCUAGGGUUUCUGGCAAAAUAAUUGUUCAAAGAUUUGGUUUUUGUAGGGUGAGGGGGAAAAUGUUUGUUGGGGUUUGAAGGAUUUUUUCGUUUUCCGGGGGGUUUUGGGCUGUAGGAUGCUGGGGAAGCGUUCGAGGCCCAUUCAGAGAAGGCAAAGUUUGUUUCGUCUGAUGUCUUCGGAGAACGGGGAGGCUAUUCAUUAUCAAUCUGGUGCGAGCAAACCUAAAGCAUUUUUUAAGAGUCCUCGGCUCCUUAUCAUCUUCAAUUGUAAGAAAAUAGCGUUUCCUGAGGUAGGUGAUUUGUCUGGAGGUACCAGAAGUCCUACAUCUCCGCUGGAUUAUAGUAAUAAUCAGCGUAAGUCUCCCCGAGGGUUUGAUCAGGGUGUAGGUCUUGGCAUUCUUGCUGCUCUUCAUAGUACUGAAUUGAAAAGUGCUGUUUUAUCUCCGAAGAGUUCGGAGUCUAGGAGUCAGGGGAAACCCUGUUGUAAGGCGAGCCAGCCCAUUCCAAUCGGAUCCCCGAGACCGCUUGCUGAGCGGUUGGAAGAGGAAGAGCCGGCGAUGGAGUAUUCUGAGAGCUAUACGUGUAUUACGUCCCACGGCCCUAAAACCACUAUACGGCAGAUUUUUGAUGAUCCUGCGGAGGCCGAUGCAAGGAGCAGCAAAUGUUGCCAAUCGGCGGUUUUUGAGGCCUCCAGCUGCUGUUACUCAGACGUUCCAGAUUUUCCUGAUGAAGAUUUUCUCAGCGUUUGUUGUCUCUGCAAGCGACAGCUGCGUCACGGAAAGGAUAUAUACAUGUACAGAGGUGAUAAGGCCUUCUGUAGCGUGGAGUGCAGAUACCAGCAAAUUGUGAGUGAUGAGAAGGAGCGGUCCGUGUCCAUGUCGAUGAAACGCGAUGCUUCGCCAAAGUCGUCGCGCUGCUAUCCUGGGAGGGAUAUAUACACUACGGGUACCGUAGCAGCUGCAUAGAUAUAUAUACACUGAAUAUAUGCUUGUAGAAAGUGAGAGGGUUGAGGUGGGCUUUUUUCCCUUAAUUGUAUUUAGCACGGGGCUGGUGCUUGAGAAAUCAAAGCACACGGAGAGAGCGAGAGCGAGAGGCCGAGGUUCUGUAGAGAACCUUUCUGGAAACUUGUGGCCUCAGUUUUCAAUUUGAGAUCAAAAUUCAAGAAGAGAUUAUAGACCCAGAGUACAUAGAAUAUAUAUAUGCAUAUAGAGUUUUAAAAGACUGAAGAAGAGUUGGUUCGACUUGGUUUUGUAUUGGAUCACAGUGACAUUUUUUGUUCAAAGAAAUUCCUUAAAACUGCAGGGUCCGUAUACAUUUCCGACGGUUAUCUGCCGAGAAAUUUUGAUAUAGAUGUCAAAAGUUGGUGAA